AUGUGUGACGUGAAAAACGAGCAACGAAUCGUCAUCAAGUUUCUGGUGAAAUCUGGUGAAAAAACGGCCGAAAUUUUUCGUAAAUUGCAGCGUGUGUUCGGUAAUGACUGCUUAUCAAAACCACGUGUGUAUGAAUGGGCAUCACGUUUCGCAUCAGGUCGAGAAUCGACGCAAGAUGAUGCAAGGUCGGGUGCCCCUAAAAUUGUGCACACUAGGCAAAAUGUUGAACGUUUGAGAGUGUUGGUGCGAACUGAUCGACGCCUCACAGUCCGAAUGAUGUCCAGUGAACUCGGGAUCAAUAAAGAAACCAUUCGCCAGAUGUUACAUGGUGAUUUACUGAUGCGCAAGCUCUGUGCAAUGCUUGUUCCGAAAAUGCUGACGGUGGAGCAAAAAGAGUUGCGACGGUCGAUUUGUGAGGACUUUCUUGAACGAAUUCAGAGUGAAGGGCGUGACUGGAUGAGUUCAAUUAUUACGGCAGAUGAAAGCUGGGUAUAUCAAUAUGACCCUGAAACACGUAGGCAGAGCAAACAGUGGAUUGAAGAGGGGGGAGAGCGCCCAACGAAAGCCAGGAUGUCUCGAAGCCAAAUCAAAACCAUGCUGAUCUGUUUCUUCGAUGUUAGGGGUAUUGUGCACAAAGAAUUUGUUCCACAAGGUCAAACAGUGACAGGAGUAUUUUAUAUUGAAGUUCUUAAGCGAUUGUGUCAUAGAAUGUCUCGUGUAAGGCCGGAAUUAGCCAAAAAUGGUUGGAUCCUUCACCAUGACAAUGCGCCUGCACACACCUCAUUAAAAGUUCAACAGUUUUUGACCAGUAGGAACAUAAAAACGCUCCCCCACCCCCCGUACAGCCCCGAUCUGGCUCCACUGGACUUCUGGCUAUUUCCAAAGUUAAAGGAACCAAUGAAAGGACAUCGCUAUGAGGAUUUGGAGGACAUUCAACGUGCCGUAACAACGGUGUUGAAGAGUUUAACUUCUGGAGACUUCCAGGAGUGCUUCCAGAAAUGGGAAGAACGCUGGACCAAGUGUGUUAGACUCGGAGGAGAGUACUGUGAAGGCAUGGGCGCAUAA
Macrosiphum euphorbiae (potato aphid) is the source of this 1065-nucleotide messenger RNA. The record is from the annotation of a GenBank genome assembly. Lineage: Eukaryota; Metazoa; Arthropoda; Insecta; Hemiptera; Aphididae.